UUUCCCCCUCCCUACUCGUUCUAUUUCUAUCUAUCCGAAUUCGGAUUCCCUUGUCACCCAAUCCACAACUCCCAAGCUCCUCCUUAAACACUCACACUCAGAGACUGACACAGCUAUGCAUUUCAUUUUGGACGCAACCACCGUCUGAUGAACACCACACUCAGAAAGAAUGGACGGUCUAAUUGGUCUCACCAACAACACCUUCUUUACCCGUAUUAUCCAUUCAUUUUCAUCCACAGCCACAGCCACAGCCAGAACCAGAACCAGAACCAUCUCUUUAACUCGAAAAUCCCAGAAUGGAAAAUUCAUAGUUUCAGCUUCUAAAGAAGGAGACACUCCCAAAAAUCCUAAACUUGAUCGCUUGGACCAAAUGGAGCUCAAUUUCGGUCAGUUGCUUGGCGAGGACCCCAAACUCACUCUUGCUAAGAUAAUGGGUAGGAAAGCAAACCCAGAUGCUUCGUAUCUUGAAAUUGAGAAAAAAUUUUAUAAGAAAAAGGGUAAGUUAGUGGAAAUUAAGGAGGUUCCGUUUGACGGGUCGAAGGAAGUGCAGACUUCCAGUUCUUUGGAUGGUUUGGAUUUGGUUCGACCUGUGCCAAAGAAAGGAUUCGCAUUUAAAGCUGAUGAUAAGCUGAUGGAGAUGAAAAAACCAAGCAAACCAGUUGGGAAGGCAGUGGGUAGUAACAAAAGUAGUAUUCCUAAUGUUAUCUUGAGAAAACCAACCGUGUUUAAUGAGGAUGAUGUUGGAGAAAAGCCAUCAAGGUUGAGGAUUAAACCGAAUUUGUCAUUGAAAAUGGGGAAUGGACAAGUGAAAGAUAGAUUUAGUGACAUGACGCUAUUGAGGAAGCCGGAGCCAGUAACUGUCAAUCAAUCUAUUGAGAAGAAACAAGAGCCCUGUGGUAAUGUGGAUGACAAAGUAGUUGAUGAUCUUGAAUCAAAGAUGAGGAGAGAAGAAGCAAAUGACAAAGUUAGUGAUUUUGCACUGUUAAAAAAGCCUGAACCUAUGAGUGUCAACACAAAUCUUGAGAAUAAUAGACAGCAAUUUAGGAGUGUAGAAGUUACAGUCCAGGAUGAUAUUGAAGAGAAUGCUUUGUCAGGCUUAUCAGAAUUUACUGCAACUGCCAACACAACAAAGAACAAUUAUGAGGAGAUCAUGGAUGGCUUAAUUUCAAAUGGAAGCAAACAAGACAAUGACUUUGUUGGAUUACAGUCACUCAAGCUGAGUGAUAUGGGGUCCAGUCAGGAGAUUACUGCUUUGAGUGAUACCUAUGCAGUUGAUUCCAGAGUCAAGUUGUCCACGGAAGCUGCACUACAAGGAAAACCAAAAAGAUUAAACCAGUCUGUGAAAAGAACACAAAAGUCUAAUAGAGAAGAGACAGUUUUUGUGAAUUCUAAAGGUGAUGGUGAUGCUGUUGAGUUAAACAAUCUUGUUGCUACAUCACCUUUGGAGGAAAGUGGAGAAACUGAUUGGACUAAGGCAGAAGAUCUGGUUAAGACAGGAAAUAGGGGAGAAGUGGAAUUAAUAAGCUGUAGCACCAGAGGUUUUGUUGUAUCUUUUGGUUCAUUGGUAGGGUUUUUGCCAUACCGAAAUCUUGCCGCCAAGUGGAAGUUCUUAGCUUUUGAGUCAUGGUUGAGACAAAAGGGCGUAGACCCAUCAAUGUAUAGACAAAAUUUAGGAAUUAUUGGAAGUUAUGAUGUAGCAAACAAGACACUUAACUUGAGCUUAGAUCAAGAAGUUGAUCUAAAAAUCGGGGGAGAAAUAUCAGCAGAUAUGAAGUUGGAAGAUCUUCUUAGAGUUUAUGAUCAAGAGAAAAUCAAAUUCUUGUCGUCAUUUGUGGGCCAGAGACUCAAAGUAAAUGUGAUGUUGGCAGAAAGAAGAUCUAGAAAGCUUAUAUUUUCAGCAAGGCCAAAAGAGAAAGAAGAGCUGGUUGAGAAAAAGAAAAUUCUCAUGGCUAAACUUCAAGUGGGGGACGUUGUGAAAUGUUGCAUCAAGAAGAUUACUUAUUUUGGUAUUUUUGUGGAGGUUGAAGAAGUGCCUGCAUUAAUUCAUCAGACAGAAGUAUCAUGGGAUGCCACUCUGGACCCUGUAUCAUAUUUCAAAAUUGGUCAGGUCGUGGAGGCAAAAGUUCACCAAUUGGAUUUUACACUUGAACGCAUUUUUUUGUCAUUGAAGGAGAUUACGCCAGAUCCAUUGAUUGAGACCUUGGAGUCUGUGGUUGGUGGUCGUGAUCCCUUGGAUGGGAGAUUACAAGCAGCCCAAGCAGAAACUGAGUGGGCUGAUGUGGAUACUCUUAUCAAAGAAUUGCAACAGAUUGAAGGGAUCCAGUCUGCAUCAAAAGGCCGUUUUUUCUUGAGCCCAGGUUUAGCUCCAACAUUUCAGGUGUAUAUGGCAUCCAUGUUUGAGAAUCAGUACAAGCUACUUGCUAGAUCUGGAAACAAAGUACGAGAGGUGAUAGUUCAAACAUCACUGGGUAAGGAAGAGAUGAAAUCUGCAAUCCUAACAUGUACCAACAAGGUGGAAUAGUUGUUUGUCACUCUCUGGUGAUUGUAAAUUUCAUUGGGGAAUGCACAUAUGACUCUGGGAGUCAUCUUGGGAAAUCCAGAGGAAAAAUAUUACGGGGAAAUCAUUUACAACGCAACAAGGGUCAGAAUUUUCUUGUUCAUUUAUAGAGGCAAAUUUCUGUAAAUUCUUUCAAGUCGUAAUGUAAAAUUAUAAAUAUAUAAUCGUUCUUAUUUUGAUCCAGUAUGUCAGUUAUACCGUUACUUCUUUAUUGAUAUGUGAAUUUGAAAUAAUUAGGUGUGAGAUAUCAUUUCAAAUCUAUAACAAGUGUUCCUAAUUCUAUUUAA
This is a messenger RNA of Quercus lobata, 2844 nucleotides long. RefSeq names its product Nucleic acid-binding, OB-fold-like protein. Lineage: Eukaryota; Viridiplantae; Streptophyta; Magnoliopsida; Fagales; Fagaceae. The transcript is spliced from 14 exons. The record is from RefSeq and is a predicted model, not a curated record. The coding region runs from base 170 to 2521 and encodes 783 amino acids. Gene Ontology annotation, molecular function: nucleic acid binding.